AUGCCAGAAAAGGUGGCUCCUUGGUCUUCUAUUAAUUGGCGUUUGGGGUUGCUCACUGCUCUUGUUUUGGGUGGCAUGGUUGUGGUUUGGACUGCUGAUGGAUUCACUGUUAGGAACGUUGUUGAAGCCUGGAGUUGGAGGUAUAGUCAAGAUCCUUUUUCUCCGAUGUCUCAUUUUCCUAAUUCCACUCUUUCCCUUCAUCAAAAUCUCACUUUUAGCGAUUGCAGCUCCCCAUGUAGUCCACUUAGUUUGAAUAAAAACCAAACCAAUGUUACUACCAUCCUUGAUUCUCACAAUCAAGUGAAUAUCGCACUGUCUGAGUUUGGCAAAACUAAGAAUUUUAGUAGUACUUGUCGGGUGUCUGAUAAACAUGACAAGAAAACCCCCGAGAAGUCUGAAGUUAGGGGGCUUUCAACUUGGCUUUCAAGUGAAUUGGAGCCAAACUUGACUUCAAGUCUUCUAGCUAGAUGGUUAGCUCCAGGGGGAGAACCUUGUAAAGAUUCUAAGACAGCUGGAAUAUCAAUGCCUGGGUUGGAUAAUGGGAAACUGAUUGAGCUGUCAGCUGGGGAAGUGCAUGAGUUUAUUUUUCAGGCAUUGGAUGAUUCAGGAAAGCCUCGAUGUUUAGGUGGGGAUUACUUUGAGACUGAUCUUUCAGGGGACUCAUGGAAAUCUAGGCCAUUGGUGAAAGAUUUCAAUGAUGGUUCUUACUCUAUUUCUCUUCAAGUUCAUCCUGAUUUUGUUGGGGUUUACAAUCUUACUAUAAUUCUGCUCUAUAGACACUACGAAGGUCUGAAGUUCACUCCAUGGAAAUUUGUCUAUGAUCGAGUGGUUUGGAGUGUUACAAUCGGGUUCUACAAUAGCAUUGCUCAGCUACCAGGACUUGAGACUUGUAAAGCUUCUGAUUUUGGCAAGGAUGUGUGGUGUGGAAGGUGGACAAGGCUUGGCAAGAAUGAUGACUGUAAAAUAGGUAAUGAUGGUAGGUACAGAUGCUUGGCAACAGAUUUUCCCUGUAAAGAACCAUGGUGUGAUGGUUCCUUGGGAAUUCUAGAAAGUAAUGGUUGGGUGUAUUCAACUCACUGCUCAUUCAAGAUGUAUUCAGCUGAGUCUGCUUGGAAGUGCUUGAAGAAUAGGUGGAUUUUUUUCUGGGGUGAUUCAAAUCAUGUUGACACAAUACGUAAUAUGCUCAAUUUUGUUCUAGAUUUGCCUGAAAUAUAUUCUGUCACCAGGAGAUUUGACAUGAACUUUUCGAACCCAAAAGACCCUUCUCAAACAGUUAGAAUCACAAGCAUUUUCAAUGGGCAUUGGAAUGAAACACAAAACUAUUUAGGAUUGGAUUCUCUGAGAGAUGAAGGGUUUCAAAAUCUGUUGAAGAAGUACUUCUCAGAAGACACAAUCCCAGACACUGUGAUCAUGAACUCAGGAUUGCAUGAUGGUGUUCACUGGCGUAAUAUAAGAGCAUUUACUGUUGGAGCAGACUAUGCAGCAUCAUUCUGGAGAGAUGUUAUGAUGGAAGCGAAGCAAAGGGGAUUAGCUUGGCCUAGAGUCUUUUAUCGUUCCACAGUUGCAACUGCUGGAUAUGCAAGAUCACUAGCGUUUAAUCCUUACAAAAUGGAGGUGUUCAAUGGUGUGCUAAUCGAGAAAUUGAAGAAAGCUGGCAUCAUCACUGGGGUGAUUGAUGACUUUGAUAUGACAUUUCCAUGGCAUUUUGAUAACCGGUGUAAUGAUGGCCUUCACUAUGGAAGGGCUCCUGCAAAAAUGAAGUGGCGUGAUGGUCAAAUUGGUCAUCAGUAUUUUGUUGAUGUUAUGUUAGCUCAUGUUCUGCUUAAUGCAUUAUGUGCAAGGUAA
Messenger RNA from Sphenostylis stenocarpa, 1845 nucleotides. The record is from the annotation of a GenBank genome assembly. Lineage: Eukaryota; Viridiplantae; Streptophyta; Magnoliopsida; Fabales; Fabaceae.